This is a messenger RNA of Phycomyces blakesleeanus NRRL 1555(-), 1029 nucleotides long. RefSeq lists its product as hypothetical. Lineage: Eukaryota; Fungi; Mucoromycota; Mucoromycetes; Mucorales; Phycomycetaceae. The record is from RefSeq and is a predicted model, not a curated record. The transcript has 4 exons. The coding region runs from base 1 to 1029 and encodes 342 amino acids.
AUGCCUUCCAAUGCCACUAGAAAAUCAGGAUGCAAAGGCAAACAGAAUGCCCGAGGAACACUUAGCUGUGUUGCUGCUGGCCGGAUUGAGCAAUGUGAGAUUGCUCCAAAAGUAUUGCCACUUGCAGCUUGUCCAAGUGGGGCAGAGGCUCCUGGAAUGACUGUCAAGUCCCUAACGCAGAUUAUGGCAGCCAUCAACAUGAUGUACGAUCGUACUGUCGAAGCCAACACUGGAAUUCAUUUUCUGGUCGAUGCUCACAACCAAGCCAUUGCCCAGCAAGCUCUUGUUGCAUCUUCUGUAACUCAGAGAGUAACUGCCGCCAAUUUGUCUACAAAUAGACACACCAAAGGCGAAAUGUGUGCAACUGUUCUGAAUCUCAUCAAUGGGAGAAUGUGGGCGAGAAACUUCUGUUCGAAUGAUCCUGAGCUUGUUGCUGAAAAUGAAAGCCGCAGGCGAUGGAACACGGAUGAGAGGAUCGAUCAUCCUGACAAUGUUGAGGUGAUUAAUUACCUCCAACAGUAUAUCGUUGCCCAGCCUCGCACAGCUGGGUUCUGGGAGGAUAUGAUAGUGCAGAAAAUAAAAAACAAUUACAAGACAUGUUUUCGUGCUGUCAACGCAACCCCCAAGCAAAUUCACUUGCAUCAUGUUGAUACCUACAUUAACAAUUGGCUAGCAAUUGACACUGAGAUGGGAUACAAGCCAGGUAACCCUGAUGAGAUGGCAUACUCGCAUCUCCUCGAGAAGAGUGUGAUGUCUGAUGGUGAAUCGGAAGAUGAGGACGUCACUCCUAUAAUCCGUGUGUGGGUUUUGCAGGUUGCUUGUCCUAGUUGGAGAAGUGCUGAGAUAUUUUUUUUAAAGCUGAACAGGCUUAUUCAGUUCAUUGAUUUCUUGGCAGCAGAGAAUGACAAGAAGAUUUCAACACCACAAUCAAAGCAAAGAAUGCCCAGAUACCUAAAAACCAUUGUGGUCACUCCUGUCCCCAGUCACCUGACCACGAUCCUUCCUGUCUGGGCAAUUCAAAACCAAUAA